Messenger RNA from Adineta ricciae, 1827 nucleotides. The record is from the annotation of a GenBank genome assembly. NCBI's taxonomy places the organism in Eukaryota, Metazoa, Rotifera, Eurotatoria, Adinetida, Adinetidae.
AUGACUAAAUUUCAUUACUUCAUCUUCAUUCCACUGAUAUUAACUUAUUUCAGUCGUUCAUUUACAACUGCUGAUGCAAACAAUUCAUUCAACAACCAAAUUUUGGCACUUCAAAAUGCUACAGAUUCUUUAUGUUUUUAUCUCAAGGACGCAAUGCUUGUCGAAGCUAAAACAAUGAAGACCUUGAUGAACGAUGCACAUAUUCAUUGUCCAGAUAUCCAAACGAUGGAAGUGACAUUAGUUCAAAUGGAAAAAAUGGCUGAACAAUAUACUUCGUUUGUUGAAAAUCAAGUCUAUGAUUGUAACGAAUUGUCGAAUAUGUUGAAGAAAGGUUUGGAAAACGGCCAUUUAGUUAUGUCUUGUUUGAUGGAAGGAAAUUAUUCUCUCGUUACUCAAAUUACUGAAAAAUGGCAUCAAGUAUUUACAGACUUUCAAGCGAAGUUUUACAUAACAGAUGCGCCGUUAGAAGUUAUGCUGAAAAGCAAGAAAAUCUUCUAUUACGAUAGUUGGAAAGAUGGAAUCAUCAAGUUUCUCAUCUCAUGGAUGGUCACCAUUGGACUUUCAUAUUUGUUGUUCAAACUAAGUUUCCGAUACGGACGAUAUAUGAGUAUAAUUAUGGCAGGCUUUGCGAUAGUUAUUAGUAUUUCAGGAUUCGGCUCAGAUAUGAUUUCAUUUCCAAAACCAAGUCGUCGAAAUUGGUAUCCGGCAGCGAUUGAUAUGUUAGAGAAAAUGACCACGUCGAGAGACUAUUUACAUUCGGAAACUUCGAAACAAAUCGAUUUGAUUUUAGAAUUGAGAAAACAUACUGAAAUGUAUCAAGAUAAAACAGUACAGAAGGAUGUUAAUCAAUUGGUACAUAAUCUGGCCACUGCAGUUCGACAAGCAAGUGCCGAAUUGGGAGAUUUGUAUUCGCAAAACACUGCGGUUAUAUCAACAUAUCGUCAAGCACGUGGAAAUAUCCAACGAGCAGCGGAAAGAGCUGGUCGAUUGAACGAAGCCCAUGAUUUACUCGUCGCGUUGGAUAAAGGAACACAAAAAUAUGAAGAAUUUCAACGAAAUCUUCAAGUAUUGGUCACACAUCAACAGAAAGUCUUACCGAUUCUUAAAGAACAAACUCAAUCUAUACGCGCUCUUGUCCAAAGUGAUCGCCUCAUCGAAAUUAGUCAACUCAUUCGAAGUCAUCAGGAUACACUCUUAGAUAUUGAUGGGAAUACGUAUAAAGUCCAAAUUGAAAUUCAGCAUAUGAUCGAAAUACUUGAUAAUGACGAAUACAAUGGACUUAAAAAAUCAAUCGAAACGUUAAAGGAGGAAACGGUUUCCGAUCAACUCAGAGCGAUGCUAUAUGGAAUCGGAGGAACAGUUGGUGGAGCUGUGACAGGAGCGUUAGCACUGAAAACUGGACUUGCGAUCGUUUCAGUGACUGCAACAGCUGUCGCCGCUCCUGUUGCUUUGACUGCGGGAACUGUUGGACUCGGAUACGUAGCUAUGCACAAUUAUUUGAAUUAUCAAGGAGCGUCGAGAUAUCAAAAGGAAUUAAAUGUAUUGGAAACCAAUCGAAUCAAAUGGAAAACAGCCAUGGAACAAUAUCAAAAAGCUAUUGAUGAUCAACAGAAAGCGUUGCAAUCGAGUCAAUCGUCUCUCAACAAAAUUUUCACUUAUUCGAAUCAAUUUUCGAAAAUAUCAGGUUUUACACUAAAUCGAAUUCAACGAAAUGCUAUUAAUGACGAAUUAUUCAAUGUUGUUACACAGUAUAAUCGAAUGAGCGCAUUUUACUCGUUAUUUACUCCACAGACAACCAAUGAUCGUCAAGCAUUACCUCAGGAAUAA